AUGCGUAAAAAGAAGAGAAAGCAGAAGAUUAUAGUGGGAGUAUCCGCUGGAGCCGGUGGCAUUCUUCUUAUAGUCUUCAUAACGCUCUGCUUUUGGAAAUUUCGAAAAACCAAGAUUGAUAGAAAAACUGCUGCCGCGGCUUUAGAACUACAAGCGAGAGAUCAAAACACGCGACAGCGCAACACCUGGGAAUCUAGAAUCGUGCCAUUUGAUGACAUCGCGGCAGCAACGGAUAACUUUUCAGCAACCAACAUCAUCGGAGAGGGUGGCUUCGGCGUCGUCUACAAGACAAUGCCAUGUAUCGGCGGUGAGUCUCAGGGUACACUACCUGGCGGGCAAGAGAUCGCCGUGAAAAGAUUGACUAAUCAGUCAGAAAUGGGAAUUCAAGGGUUUGAGAGAGAGGUGAUGCACAUUAGAGUAGCCCAGCACAAGAAUAUAGUGAGACUUAUAGGUUACUUUUGUGACGACAAUGAGAAGAUAAUUGUAUACGAGUUGUUGGAGAACUCUAGCUUGGACAAUCAUCUUUUCGAAAAAACCGGCAGCUCUAUCCUAAGUUGGAACCAGAGACUCGACAUAACCAAAGGAAUUGCUCGAGGGCUUUCGUAUCUUCACCAUGAUUCCCGGUUUAGGAUCAUCCAUUUAGAUCUUAAACCGAGUAACGUCUUGCUCGGUAGAGAUAUGAUCCCGAAGAUCUCGGAUUUCGGAAUGGCGCAAACACUUGCACAAGAUAAAACGGAAGACAAUGCCACGACCGUGGGCGGAACUUACGGAUACAAGAGCUUCUCAGUGAAGUCGGAUGUCUUCAGCUUUGGGGUCAUGGUUCUUGAAAUCGUCACAGGUAUUAAAUGUAAAGAGUACCCUAAGCACCAUGAUGGAGAUAACCUCUUAUGCGUCAUAUGGAACAAGUGGAAGGAAGGAAACGGGAUGGAGAUGCUAGACCAGGCCAUCAAGGAUUCACCAUCUGGAAAUAAUCUAAGUGAGCUUGAGGUGAUUCGUUGCAUUCAGAUUGGUUUGCUCUGUGUCCAGCAUGACGCAGAGGACAGGCCCACGAUGGAGACUGGAUCAUCCUCCUCGUCGCCCAGAGAGCCUCAAGAGUGUGAAUCUUCCUCGAUAAAUCAGAUCACCAUUUCGGCUUUUGACGCUCGCUAG
Molecule: messenger RNA, 1149 nt
Organism: Microthlaspi erraticum
Lineage: Eukaryota; Viridiplantae; Streptophyta; Magnoliopsida; Brassicales; Brassicaceae
Source: the annotation of a GenBank genome assembly